AUGCACGCCAAAGUCGCCGCUCUCCUCCUCCCGGUCCUGGCCGCCGCCAACCCUCUUCCCCAAGCCAGCAAGCCCGACCCGGCCCAGAUCACCAUCGUCGACACCAGCUACUCUGGCAACGGCUGUCCUCAGGGCUCCGUCUCCACCACCACCUCCCAGGACAAGACUGUCAUCACCUACGGCUUCGACAAGUUCCAGACCUACAUUGGCCCCGGCACCAGUCCCUCGGACAAGUCCAAGAACUGCGCUCUCCACCUGAACCUCAGGUACCCCGGUGGCUUCCAGUAUGCCGUCGUCGACGCCACCUACCACGGCUUUGCUCGCCUUGACCCCGGUGUCACUGGCACUUUCCUGACCACCUACUUCUUCUCUCAGGAUGCCUCCAAGACGUCCACGACCCGUUACUCGAUCAAGGGCACCGAGAAGCUCGCCCUCGGCGAGGUCUACACCAAGACGGACCAGGUCGAGACGACGGCGACCGUCUGGUCCCCCUGCGGCACCAACGGCAUCCUCAACAUCAACAACCGCAUCUCGCUCACGAGCACCGACUCCAAGGCCAGCGGCGAGCUGUCCAACGACGACGCCACCGUCGCCUUCACCCAGCAGCUCCACGUUGCCUGGAGGCCUUGCACGCCUGGCUCAGGCAACGGCAGCGUCGGCGGCGGCGAUGUUGUCGGCAUUGGCCAGCCCAGCUCUGAUGUCGAGUUUGGCAGCAACUAA
Messenger RNA from Westerdykella ornata, 720 nucleotides. RefSeq lists its product as uncharacterized. The transcript is spliced from 3 exons. Lineage: Eukaryota; Fungi; Ascomycota; Dothideomycetes; Pleosporales; Sporormiaceae. Bases 1 to 720 code for a protein of 239 amino acids. The record is from RefSeq and is a predicted model, not a curated record.